CUAGACGAUUUUACUCGUCAAUGGGGAAGCUCUGCAGCUUAAUGAGUUAUACAAAAUGAACAUGUCAUAACUUUCUGAAGCUGGUUGGUUUUAUUUAUUUAUUAGAAAUAUCUGAACUUGUUGAAGAUUUUGAGGAUAAUUCUAAGAAAUAUUUUUUUGAAAAUCAUGACAUUGUACGGCGGGAUGCAGGCACAGUUCAACCCAAUAUUUCUAUGGUUAGCCCCUCCCCUAAUUCAGCUAUCCCCCCAACACCUGGGACUUUCACACCAAGAAUCUCAUCAUCAUUUCUGAAACAAUUUGCGUCAUCCACUACACCCAGAUCAAGUUCAGUAAAGCCCAGUAAGGCAGUCAUCCCUAUGUCGAAGACCACAUCAUUUGCUACUGCAAACGUUCCGACUACACUAACUCCUGUAACAUCAAAGAAGCCUUCCACUCCAACAACUGAACGAAAAACUACAAGUAAAGGAACAACUCCAACUGCAGCAUAUCAGUCAACCAGUUAUGUUGAAGUAAGUAAAAAUGGAGAUAAUUUGAAUGAGACUAGAUCAAAAAUCAUGCAGAUUGAAUAUAUACUAGAAAAUACAUGCAUGCAGAAACUCCUCUCCUUGCUGACAAAACCAUUGUAUUUUCCGAACAUGAAGUAUUUAAAGUAGUUUUCAUGGUAACACGAUAAUUUUGUUAAGAAUAUUUUUACAAAUGAAAUGUCCCCUAAAAAUAUCACUUUUAAUUACAAAAUGUUCAAUUCCCCAACCAUAUAUAUGUUAAGUAUGUUAUUAUACGUAAUAUAAGUUUCAAUUUCCUUAAGGCAACAUUCAACCUCAAACGCUUCGCAGGACGUUUUAAAAUGUUCUUUAUAAAACUAUCGAAACUGCCUUUAAAGGCUUUAUCGAAAAACUUUUAGUUUGAAAUAAAAUUAUUUCAAAUUCUCGCAUUCAAACAACUUUGCUUUCUUUUUUAAUGUAAUAAAAAAACGUUAAUCAAUAAAGAAACACUGAAAUUAUAUGCUGUCUUUUUCAUUUAAAAUAUACACAACGAUCAGCUUCAAAAUACAUCGUUAUAAUGCAAACUUUACAUUUGACCAAUCAGUGUCCGCUAUUCAUGACAGUCCGCCAUAUUUUUGAGAUCAGUGGGGAUGACCACCCACCGAAACUUCGUUGGUGAGCCACGCCCGCGAUCAUUGAUGAACUUUAGACGUGUAUAUCAACGUGCAAUGUAUAUAAUUUUUAAAGUGCGUAUUUUAUCAACAAUCGGUUUUAGACAAUCGGAAAUAUAGAUAAUUCUACCGAUUGUCUACCGAUAAUUAAGGCAAAAAUCGGCCCGUUUCCAAUAGUAGGCGAUUUUCCAAUUUUUGAUAAUAUUACAAUUGUUGUCUUUAGUUUUCCUUUUUGCCCAUUUUUUAACUUGAUUUACUUUAGCCAUGCUGAAACUUAAAAUGUAGUACAGGGCUCAUGGCAGCAUUAGUUGAAGUUCUUUUUGAAAAGAGAUGAUUAUGACAGUAUAUACUAAAACUGUCUGUACCAGUGUGGGUAGUACCAAUGUGAAAAUGCUGUGCUGAGUGGUUAUCACUGGAAAAAAAAGUGAAAUCCAUACUACGAAAUUUGCAAUUGCACCACUAAAUGCAUAGUAUAUCCAUCCUAUUUCCAUACUAUAUCCAUACUAUGGAAAUAUACCAUGGAUUACCAAAAUCCAUUCUAUUAAUUCUAUUAAUUUUAUUAUAUACCAUGGAUUACCAAAAUCCAUUCUCCAAUAAAGGUCCAUAUACAAUUUCCAUUCUAUGACCUUCUAUGGAUUUUCAAAUUUUUUUCCAGUGUAUAUUACUACCUGAAAAAAAAACAAGCAGAAACUCAAAUUAUGAGACAUCUAAAAUAAAAAGUGAUUAUUAUAAGACAUCCAAAAUAAAAUAUUAUAUAUCCCAACUCUCAUAAACAACCAUGUAGUGUUCAUAGAUAUGGUAGUGUUGUUUUAGUCAUCUAAAACUAAAACCUUAUUUUAGUCGUGCCAAAGUAAUUUAGUCAGCUAAAACUAGAACUAAAUAAAUUAAGAUAAAUACUAAAACUAAACCAGAACUAAAGCGAUUUAAGAGAUAAAAACUAGAACUAUGCUACAACUAAAGCAAAAUCAGCAGCAAGUACUAGAACUACUUGAACUAAAAGCAAAAUUACCAUCAUGCAACAACUAAAACUAAACGACAGAAUUUAAUUAGUAUCUGUAGUAGUAGUAGUAGUAGUAGGAUUAUAUGUGAAUGUUUCCUACCCAUCCUGUACUGAUAUCCACACCUGUUAUGUACGUAAGUGUAAUCAAUUAUCAUAUCUGUCGGUUUGAAACACCCUAGGAAACACUCACAUAUCCAUAUAAAAUUUGGCCUUCGAGGGGACUUGGUACACAUCGUGAACUGAUCGUAAACUUUCGAUUCCGCCUUCCGCCGAUGAUUUUAUACUUCCUAGCUGUUCCUGGAAAACUGAAACAAUUUUUCGAAACCUCGACCCUGGUUUACAUUGGGUUAUUUAUAAAUAAAGUUGUCUUAGUUUGUAUAGUCCUGCCAGGCUGCCAGUGCAUUAUUGACUUCAGUCACUUGAACAGGUAAAUAAAGCAACUUUGAAUUCGAAAUAAACAAUUGCUGAUUUUGAAUAUAUGAUAUUUGGUCUUUCCUGGCCUAGUAGUGGCCUUUACACAAACAGUUUCGUACAUAUUUGAAGCACUGAAAACUAAAACUAAAUGUUUGCUUAGCUAGGACUAAACCAGAACUAAAAUGAAAUUCCUGUUUCGAACUCGAACUAAACUAAAACUAAAAUAAAAUUUCUGUUUCAACUAGAACUAAACUAAAACUGAAAAGAAAUUAAUUUUUCAAACUAGAACUAAACUAAAACUAAACAUAAAUUACUGCAUUAAACUAAAACUGAACUAAAACUAAAUUGAAAACACCAUACUAAAACAACACUACAACCAUGCAGGUUUGGGUGAAAGCGGUUUAGGAAGGAGUAAAAUAGUUUUGAAUCACUUAAUCACAGUAGUUUAUCUUUACGAUUCGUCAUUGGUUAAAGUGAAAAAUGCAACACGGAUUUACGCUAUAUUUAUUUUAAAGAAAGUAACUGAUGAUAAACCAUGUGCCACACGUCGCUCUGGCUGCCGCCAAAAGCCCUGGAGUGUUAUUCCAAAAUUGUCUGUAAACUACAUUCAUGUCGCUCUGAAUUGUCCUUGCCUGGAGGUAAUCAAUCAGGUUUAGUUGGGAUUGAGGCGUAUUUAUUGAGACAUUUUCUUAGCCAGGUUCCGUACAAAUGGCAACCAGAGUGACCAAUAUACGAUAUCGAUAUCCACUCUGAUUCGUUUUCUGCGUCAUUGUCCAGCUUUGCAUAUGUGUUGAUAUGUGAGGAUGAAAGUUGUGUGUUAACUAGGACUCCAGGUCCCGUACAAAUGGCAAUCAGAAUGACCAAUAUACGAUAUCGUCCCACUCGGUGAUUGUGCAACUUUGCAUAUGUUGAUAUGAUCAGUGAAAUGAAUAUAACUGGAACGCUACCUCUCACCCGAGAUUUGAAGCCAAACUUGAAGACCAGUCCUAGUCUUCUCACGCAUGUUAAGAUGCUCAAUCAGUCAAUCGUGAUAUAAACACGCGUGUCUGGGUGUCAGAUUUGGCUUCAAGAAAUAGAUAGGCAGGUAAUCUGAAGGUAGCAUUCCAGUUAUAUUCAUUUCAAUGGACUGCAUGGAUAUCUGAUAUCCAUACUGUAAAUGAAGCCAGGCGGCCAUAUUGAUGUGACGACCACAAAUUUACUGUGGUGUUGCUGACAUAUUAGAAGAGGUUCUUAAAGUUUCUGGUGACUGCCCGGAAUAAAGAAAUAUUUCCCCAAGAGAAAUUGGUUAUACAAGUGGCCUCUCUUCCUUCUGAAAUUUGCCAGUGAAUAAUUAAUGAGGUCACAGCAAUAUGGUCGCCUCAAGUCUCAUCUCGUGUUUAAAACCAUCUAAAAACUCAUUUGAAGAGGUGUGGGAAGCAAUAUUUUAGAAGAAGAUAUUUUCUUGAUACUAUAACUGAUUUAGACACGUAACGAUGUGAUUCGUAUUGUAAGGGAUGUGACAGAUUUAGAAAUCUCUCCUUCAAAAUUAAUUCCCUGAAUUCAAAAGGGUGCAUUAUCCAGUCCUAAUUUUGAGAUUAGUCCAGCGGUGUAGUCCUGGAAUGUUAACAAGGGGGGCUCUCCAACAGGGGUGAAACUGCGGUAUUACGGCUGGGGGGGAGGGUGAGCUUGUUUUGCCCGACCAAAAAGGCGUUUCCGUGUUCUCCAAAAGUGUCCUGAACUGGGGGGUGUUUACAAUAUGAUAUUUUGUAAAUUCUAAAUUUUGUUGGGGGUUUUUCUAAUAAUUGUGGGACAAACAUUCAAAAUUACGCUUAUUCAAAACAAUUGCCGUUAGUAAUAUAAAACAUUCUGAGCGUCUCAAAAGGGUAUGUAAUACUAGAUUCCCCUUAUUACGUUUUCGUAGCGCUUUUCAUUGUGGUUAUAGUGGUAUCACUGAUAUUCAAGAUGGCUUAUUUUUUGUCCUGACCCGUGCAAGAACUUUUAAAAAAGCUAGGGUCAGGUGCGCGAUAGCCAACAGCAAAAUAUUCGCGAAAACAUUAAAUAUUUUCAUUCGAGGCCGCUAUCUUUAUCAGUGAUACCACUAUAACCAUAAUGCAAAGCGCCACGAAAACGUAAUAAGGGGAAUCAACAAUUCAAGGUUUCUGUACUACUUUUUGUGGAUGCAAUUCUAAAGAAUAUUCUCUUUUAAGAUUAUGCAAAAAUUAUAGGGGGGAUUAACAAGGGGGGCUGAGCCCCCUGAGCCCCCACCCCCUCCACUACACCACUGAGAUUAGUAGUGUUUACUAUAGCGACUUCUUUAUAAUGGUAUUGUUGUUUUUGCGUAGGAUCAUCACAAGUAUUACAGAUCACAGUACUACAGUCAUGGAAGGCAGUGGUGGUUUAAUCUGGAUGAUGGUACUCAUGGUAGUAAAAAACCUAAAUUUCAUAGGGAACUUUCAAAGAACAUAAUAUUCUCUGAUGUAAGUUGAUCGUUGUGCAUACCGUAAUUCCCUCUUUGUAUAACCUCCUUCUAGAAUAAGUUUUGGAGCCCGCCAUUCUAUAUGCCGCCAUAAAAAUAAAUGUGUGCUGAAUGGACAGGGUACAUGUAUAUUAGCUACAGUAAAAAAUUAGGCGUCAUAGGCUGUUUUCCCAAUUACGUUUAGCUUGUUCAACUUUAAAACUUUGCUAAAACAGAUCAGUGUUGCGAGGAUGCCAUCUGUCUGUUUUUAGUAUUACACAAAAACAAUGUCAGUUGACUUGGACUUCAAAUUUAGCUCGGCCAAUAAUAAGCCACGAGAAUGUCACUUACAAGAUGCGACAUUCAGACCAAAGUUAAGAGAUGUCUCGUAAUGGGACACAUCUCUUAUUUCGGGUCUGAAUGUCACUGAAUUUUCCAUUUUCAUUAAAUUGCUGAUUUUUUAACACCUUGUUAGAUCGACUAGUUGUCCUUAUUUAUGUGACCAUGCAUGUUUUCUUUUUGUCAUUCACAAUUGAAUGAUUGAAUGAACAACUUUAUUUAAAGAGGGUAAAAACACAUGACAGCAAUAAACUGAAAAUCCUGUGGCCCUCUGUGGACAAUAUAUACAAAUUAAUGAUCAAGAAUUUUGUUUGUUAAUUGUUUGUUUUAGACUGUAAAUAAUAUUUUGGACUUUAAUCUACCGUACUAAGAAUAAUAAGUUGUUGGAUGGCAGAAAUCGUAAAACUAUAUUUUCAUUUCUCUUGUAAAUUAUUAUAGUUGUUGAAGACAUCAUUUAUUUUUCCAUACUAUGGACAUCUUGUUAACAAUGUAACCAUUACGAACAAAGGUAGCGUCUUCUUUAAUAGUAUUCGG
Molecule: messenger RNA, 5874 nt
Organism: Paramuricea clavata
Lineage: Eukaryota; Metazoa; Cnidaria; Anthozoa; Malacalcyonacea; Plexauridae
Source: the annotation of a GenBank genome assembly